GUUUUUGUUGUCCCACCUCAGAGGCAGCGUUGAGGCGUUCUAUUAUUUCAAAGAUUUUAUAAAUUGGAUGAACGGUAUAAAUGUUGCGGAAACAGCAUAAGUAAAAACGAUCUCAUUAAUGGCCUCACUUUGGUCGAAGAUCUCUGCUGUCCUGCCUCAUGAUGAGGAGCAGUUUCCACUGCAGUUUGGGGACAUAGUGGAGUCCAGUGUGGUGGAGAUACUGAAAAGGUCCAGACGACAGCUGUACAGCGACACCAUCAGCGCCAGCCGAAUGCUCACUGCCAAGAUUAUUUUGGAUUUUUCAUGGGAGAAACUCAAUACGGGAACAUGGCGCCAUGUUGACAAAGAAUGGAGGCGUGUUUAUUCGUACGGCUGCGUCUUCAAAGUGGCCGCCCUGUGCCGUGGUGAUCCGUCAGCAGAGGAUGUCCUGCAGGCUCUGAGGACUUGUGACAUGGGUUUACUCAUGGGUGCAGCCAUCUUGGAUGAUAUACUUCAGGUUAUUGUGCGGAUUCUGCAAAGUGAAGUCAGGAAGUCUACUAGAGAAGAAGAAAGUGAACUCCCUGAGGUCAAGAGAAUAAAGGUUGAGUGCCCGCAUGUUCCUGUGAUCAAAGAGGAGGGGGCCAUUCCCAGGUUAAAGUGUCCUUCACUGGAGAGCUUCAACACAAACUACCUGCUCCCCCUCAAACCGGUCAUCUUAGAGGGGACCAUCGAGCACUGGCCCGCCCUCAAUCAGCACCCCUGGAGCAUAGAAUACUUGAAGUCUGUCGCUGGCUGUCGGACGGUUCCUGUCGAGGUGGGGUCCAGGUACACGGACGAGGAGUGGUCCCAGACUCUGCUCACGGUCAAUGAAUUUAUCGACCGAUACAUUUUAAAUAAAGCUCAGGAUGGAGUGAAAGGUUCCGGGUAUCUCGCUCAACACCAGCUUUUUGACCAGAUACCAGAGCUGAAGGAAGACAUCCGUCCUCCUGAUUACUGCUGCCUCGGUGAAGGAGACGAAGACGACAUCACUGUGAACGCCUGGUUUGGCCCCGGAGGGACAGUGUCUCCUCUGCACCAAGACCCUCAGCAGAACUUCCUGGCUCAGGUGGUGGGAAGCAAAUACAUUCGCCUUUAUUCCCCAGAGGAUAAAGACAAGCUGUACCCUCAUCAUUCACAGCUCCUUCACAACACCAGUCAGGUUGAUGUGGAGAAUCCAGACACCGAGCGCUUCCCGGAGUUUGCCAAGGCCCCUUAUCUGGAAUGUGUGUUACAGCCCGGAGACGUGCUGUUCAUCCCCGUCCAACACUGGCAUUACGUCCGCUCCUUAGAGCUCAGCUUCUCUGUCAGCUUCUGGUGGUCAUAACUGCACAUCGUUAAUUAAAAAAAUAUAUAUAUUUGUACAAUUUCACUUGUUUUCUGCUUCUGUGGAGGGAAACCAAUUUGGGUGUUUUUAACUAAUGCAAGGCUAAUUCUGAUAAAUCUUAGGACUGGCACUGAUCAAACAAACCUUUGAUCCACAAACAAUGAACACACACCACCGAAUGAUUAGUUUAAUUGUGCCGCUGAUGAUUGCAAAAAAACAUCCAUUGUGUGGAAAGCUGGAAGCUGGAGGAAAAAAAACAAAUGAGCAGUUAAAACUGUUUGUGCUCAUUUCAUCCUGCAUAUAAUUACAGAGCGGUGUUAGUCAUCUCAUUUGAUAGGGUAUGUUUCUCUUUUCAAAUUGGCAUAUUUAAUUGUGUUUUCAACCUUAUUCCUACAACUAUUCUCAGAUGUGUGAUUUCCAUAAUUCAUGGAAAUGAGGCUUCAAAUGUAAUAACCGAGCGAGCUACAGGUACGAAUAUGGUGAUAAACAUGGCUCUGUGGUUAAACUGACAGUCAGAGGCAAUUAGGCAGGUUGCAGAUUAAAUUAAUAAAUGAAAUGAAUUAAUCCCCUGGGAAAAGACAGGCUUUGAAAUUAAAACUGUCUCAUUGGUUAAGCACCCUGACAGUACAACUCUUGUCAAGUAUCACAAACGUAUCACCUGACUAUAAAGACGGCAACACUUCGUUUCACUUUUCAGACCUCUGACAAGCCCCAGUCAUUAUCCCGUCGGUCUGUUUCAAUCAAACCCUCUAAUUAGAGUCGAGCAGUAUGACAGUAGUGACAACACUAAGUAGAUCAGCACUGAUGUACACAUUUGAUCUGCUUUUCAACCCAAAUCCCAGUCAACUGAAUCAGGGAAAUGAAGGCAGCGCAUGGCAGACAAACAUCUGAGGAGGUGAAGAGUUGCGUGGGAUUUGUCAGCCCAAGAAAAUAGAUUUAAAUCCAAUUCUUUUUUUUUUAACGAGUGAAAUUUUGACUAUGAACAAGGUCUAAAAUGAUAAUGUGGCUAAAACAAACAUGCAUAAUUUGCUGCAAAUGUAAAACAUAAUGGGUUUAAAUUGUCUCUCUAUGACAGGUGACUGAAAUUUGUUUUCUCUAAGUGCUUGUAAGUAUGUGCUCAUUCAUGCAUUUUAAUUAUGAGUAGUUAACAGGUGAAUUAAGUAUUUAGUCCUUUUCCUCAAGCAGCAUUACUAAAAUCACAUUGAAUAAAUGGUCUUACAAACAGUGGAUUCCAAAUCCUACUUAGGUAAAAGAAUGAAAAGCAUCAACAUAUAAUCAGGUUCCCUUUCAGAACAAUAUAUUUAUUAUGUUAUUGGAUUAUAAUUGUGAUUGCACUAAUGUGUUCAUCACAUCAGAGUUGAUUGUGUUAAAGGUGCAGCUUGUUUGUGCUAUCUAUACUGCUGGGUAACUUGUGAAUUUCAUAUAAUAAACAUAUCUUAUCGAUUUUAGUUCAAGGUAACCUAUUAAAAUAAUGAUACAUAUUAUUGUUAUAAAUUUAGUAUAGUAUUUUCCUCUGAGAUGGGGGAUUAGGAGUAUGAAUUAGCAGGAAAUGUCAAAUCUCAAUAUUAAACAUAAAUACAUACAUAAGUAAAUGAACUUUUCCGACACUGAUAGUCAAAAGCGUAUCUUCCACAGUGCAGCAGAUAAAAAGUUCAAAUUUUGGUUUAUUACUUUUGAACUUUGAAUUUUGAGAAACAUUGUGGCAGUAUAAGCACACUCUGCCUUCUUUAUAAGUGUAAAACAAGGAUAAUAUCCACCUGUAUUUCCAAUCCGCUCUGAAAAUGUAAUGGGUUCUUUUUUAGUUCAUGUUACACCCUCCCACCAAGUUUCAUAAAAAUCUGGCCCGUAGCUUUUCAGUAAUCCAACCUCCAUUGCAAGGGUAAUAUCCAAGAACUGGAGCAUUACACAUUGCCUGGGUUUAGGUAAUAGACUUAUCCUAACCCAGUUAGUUUCCUUACGAGUUUAUCUAAACCAAUAAUAUGAACCCUGCAGAGUUUAAUUCUGUAAGUAAAUGCUGUAUACUUCAUUUAGCCCAUCAGUGCUUUGUUGUCGUCAAGUGCGUGGCACAAUUGACUCAGGAUCACACAAAACUGCUUACUCCCAUUAAAAUGUAAUCAAUACUCAAUUACCAGUGAAGUAAUUUGGGACCUCUGGGCCUUAUAACCCGUUCGCUUCCACCCACACCCUCUGCCCCCGCUCUUUUGAUUAAUGGGCUCAUGGAUUUUCAAAUAAAUCUGGCAAAUCAGGAUAAAAAGCGGUAGAUUUAUCUUGUUUUGUGGGGGAAUAAACUGGAUGUACAUUGGUUAUGUUGUGGUGAGUAAAACAUCCCUUUAAAUGUAGAUCUGAAACACAGGCUGAUUUAUGGGUUAUAAACAACGUAAUCAAUAAUUAUGACCUCAGUGAAUAUUCCUCUAAAAUAAUGUGUCUAUGCAUCGAACCAGUUGUUUUUGGCCUCGAACACCAUCAGAGUUAUUACAGUGUGACGAAAAAUACUACAUAAUAUAGUUCUUCCUUUUUCCUUAUUGAUGAAAUCCCAGAAAAUGAAGACAAUUUUAUUUAUCAAGAUAAACAACAUUGAAAAUAUGCAAAAUUUACGAGAAAAAAAAAGGUUAAGAACAAGGAUUGUCAGGCAUUAAUUAGUUAAUAUCAAACUCAAACAUGACAGGAACAAUUUUACAUGAAUUUUACAUUUCUAACAUUGCUCUGAGAAAUUAUGAACGGCUUUUAAAGUAACUGGAAUAAAAUGUUUUUAACCAUACUUCAAUAACAAACCUGAGCUGGAAGCAACGCUAAAUAAGUACAAAAGAAGGUGAGUGGUUAUAUUUAUAAUGCUACAAUAACAUCAACGGUGCAGGAGGAAAAUAAUGUUAAUGAAUAACGAGAAUGUUGUUUAGUGUGGGGAUUCAUAGAACAGAGUGCAAAGGUACGAUCCACGAUAACCAUGUAACGCGAUUCAAAUGUUCUAAAGGCAACUCGGUUUCUCUUGUUGCAAUAACUCAAACUACUUUGACGUUAUCCCAAUGUUUAUGACCUUUAGUGCAUACUAAAAGAUUGUCAGAUGACUCCUGAUGAAAUAAAACAUGAAGGAUUGUUCCUCUGAUGGCUGUAGUUCUUCCCACUAAAACAUUUUUAAAAAUCCUUGCUGAUGUGGAAUUGUCUUGUGUCUAAUAUUCCUGGAGGUUUGCUGACAGGUUCUGCACCCGCUCGACCACGAAGAAACAGAGCGUCCCGGUGAAGCCUAGGAUGACCAUCAGCAGGAGCUGCCACUUCAGCAGGAGGUACCCGCUGUAGAAGAACGCCACCGCUGCAAAAACAGACUGAAAGAGAAUAUAAGUUUUUAGGAUGCUUCCGUUCAGCUGACAAAAUGCAUGGUUUUGGUAAUUCCCUGUACGAGUUAUAAAAUUGAACAUUAAUCGUUAAAGGGGCCCUAUUAUGCUAAUUUCAGGUUCACCGUCUGUUUGAAACCAGAGCCCAGUCUGCUCUGUUGGUUAGCUCCCCAACUCUGUUGUGAUUGGUCAACCACUCAGGAAGUCAGUGGUUGAUUCCUUAGCAUAUCACGUAAAAUGUGCUGAAGUGCUAUCCAAUAGAAAUGCGAAUUUUACAUAGUGAUGUCAUUAUGUUACUGAAGUAAACAAAGGAGUCCAAUGGAGGCGUUUCAGUCAGGGGGGGAGUCUAGGGGAGAAACUCUCUCUUGAGGGAUUUUUGCCUUUAUAGACCAUUUACAUGCACCAAAACCUAUACACAACAGGAAAGGGAAAACCCCAAAAAGCAUUAUAGGGCCCCUUUAAGUGCAAUCAAAUACAACAAUAUAUUACAUUAAGAAAUUAGUAUUUGUUCUCAUUUCAAAUGUACUGCUGUUUUAAUGUUUUUAA
Molecule: messenger RNA, 5214 nt
Organism: Eleginops maclovinus (Patagonian blennie)
Lineage: Eukaryota; Metazoa; Chordata; Actinopteri; Perciformes; Eleginopidae
Gene: kdm8
Product: lysine (K)-specific demethylase 8
Exons: 8
Coding region: 119-1342 (407 amino acids)
Cellular component (GO): nucleus
Molecular function (GO): histone H3K36 demethylase activity
Source: RefSeq, a predicted model, not a curated record